Eimeria acervulina is the source of this 486-nucleotide messenger RNA. RefSeq lists its product as hypothetical. The annotation marks the transcript as partial. Lineage: Eukaryota; Apicomplexa; Conoidasida; Eucoccidiorida; Eimeriidae. The transcript has a single exon. The record is from RefSeq and is a predicted model, not a curated record.
AUGAUUCUUUCUCCUGCAGAUGUCUCAGCUUGUGCUAUCCACGGUAGAGGCUCUGCAACUGAGUCGCAUGGCAUAACCUCCGGAGUUGGGGGGCUUGGAGGUGGCUCCUGCUUUACGCUGAAUCUCUGUUUACGCUCUCUCCUAGGCCUCUUUGCUACUGACAAAGGCACUGAGGGCCCUUCAUCCACAGUAUUCGACGGCAAUCUCCCGCCAAGGCCAGAGGCUCCUGCUGCAGCAUCAGCUGAGCCAUCGGAUAUGUUUUGUGGGGUUGCGGGGCCUACCGAUGGCUCCUGCUCAUCGCCAAUUCUCCGCUUACGGCCUCUUCUAAGAAUUAUUGGUACUAGACGGCUUUGUAAGGGCUUUCCAUGCACAUUAGUUGAUGGGGGACUUCCGUCCAGGCCAGAGGUUCCUGCUGCAGCAUCAGCAGCUGAGCCACUUGGUACAUUUUGGGGGGUUGAGGGGCCUGGAGAUGCCUUCUCCAUAUCG